GGUUCUGUGUGUAGUACCACUCUUUGUCAGGGCAGCGUGAUCGCACUGCAGCAGAGACACUGGCUAGAACCAAAAGCACAGAACACAUUGGACCAGAAGCCAAAUAACACAAGGAAAUUCACCAUCAAAGCAGCACAAAAGUAACUGAACAUGGAUUCCACCAGCUCUCCAGUGACCUUCACCCCUUUGCCCUCCUCCAACAACGGGACCUGUGACACGCUCUACGCUCACAGGAGCUACGCCCGCGUCAUCAUCCCUAUUUUCUACUGCAUUGUGUUCCUCGUGGGUCUCUCUGGAAACUGCCUGGCCUUCCACGUCAUCCGUCCUAACCUGAAGAAGAUGAACUCCACCACAUUGUACUCGCUCAACCUGGUCAUCUCGGACAUCCUCUUCACGCUCUCGCUCCCCGCCAGGAUCUUCUACUACGCCUCUGGCUUCCACUGGCCGCUGACCGAGACCUUGUGCAAGUUUUGCGGCUUGCUCUUCUACAUCAACACCUACGCGGGGGUCAAUUUCAUGACCUGCCUAAGCGUGGACCGCUUCAUUGCCGUGGUGCUGCCCCUGCGCUUCGCCCGUCUGAGGAAGGUUAGCACUGUGAAGUACAUCUGUGUCGGCGUGUGGAUGCUCGUCCUGGCUCAGACGCUGCCUCUGCUUGCCAUGAACAUGACACACAAGGAAUCGGACGAGUACAUCACGUGUAUGGAAUACCCCAACUUUGAAAAAGUGGACCACAUCGCCACCAUACUGAUCGGCGGCGUCAUCAUCGGCUACAUCAUCCCCUUGAUAACAAUCCUUCUGUGUUACUCUGUCCUGUCUUUAAAACUGCACUCCACUGCCAAGGCCAACCACUUAAUGGAAAAGUCUGGUCGCAGCCGAAAAGCCAUCGGCGUCAUCUGCUGCGUGUCCUUAGUCUUCAUCAUCUGCUACAGCCCCUAUCACAUCGACCUCCUUCAGUACAUGAUCCGGAAACUGAUUUCCACCCCCGACUGUGCCGACCUCACUGCUUUCCAGGUGUCGCUGCACAUCACGGUUUGCCUGAUGAACCUCAACUCCUGCUUGGAUCCGUUCAUCUACUUCUUCGCCUGCAAAGGCUACAAGAGGAAACUCAUGAAGCUGCUGAGGCUGCAGGUCAGCGCCUCCUUCUCCAGUGUGGUCAGGACUUCACCUGAGGGGUCCUCCAAGGACGUCGUGGAUGGGAACAAGAUUCAGCUGAACAGUUCAGUUCUGGGGUCAAAUUGUGAAAGACAAAAUCACAGGCGGUCGAACAUGUACGAGUAGACGCUGAAGUGACUGUGAAUACCGGGAUCCUUGCACUGGCGGAACCUGCGUCGCUUUCCAGAAAUGUGUUGUUGGCGAAGUCAGACUUCAAAAUGACACUUGAAGCAGCAGGCCACAAACUCAAAUCCAUUCUUCUCACACAAUCAUUGGGGUCAUCAGCUUCAAGCAGCUAUCUUCAAACCGAGGGCACCUCCAUUUGGACUCAUUGAGAUUCAUAGUUUAAAUACUGUUUUGAUGAACAGGAGGAAAGUUGUCAAAACCUGAUUGAGCUACUUGCUCAACAUGCCAGUCUUGUUCAGCUGUGAAAAAUGUGCGCUUAUUUAAAAGAUGUGUACAGAAUAAGUUUCAGAUUCCGCUCAGAAGUAGAAAACCUGACAAGGACCUAUGCUUUUUUUUUUUUUUACAUUUGUACGUGGGACCAAAAGUGCAGUUGCUCUUCAGACACCGGUCUGUAGUUUGACUCCGCCUCCAGUCCGAGUCACCAAUCGUUUUUCAGAUGCUGGAAAGUCUUUUUUAUUUUAACCAAACGAUGUUGCUGUACUGUAAGAUAAUUUCGGGUAUUGUCUGUAGGUGACGUUGUGGGACUUUUAAUGAUUAAAAAAAUG
Messenger RNA from Synchiropus splendidus (mandarinfish), 1883 nucleotides. Its product is annotated as G-protein coupled receptor 183-like. The transcript has 2 exons. The record is from RefSeq and is a predicted model, not a curated record. The coding region runs from base 151 to 1278 and encodes 375 amino acids. Gene Ontology annotation, molecular function: G protein-coupled receptor activity; oxysterol binding. Gene Ontology annotation, biological process: G protein-coupled receptor signaling pathway. Gene Ontology annotation, cellular component: membrane. NCBI's taxonomy places the organism in Eukaryota, Metazoa, Chordata, Actinopteri, Syngnathiformes, Callionymidae.